This is a messenger RNA of Galendromus occidentalis (western predatory mite), 1227 nucleotides long. RefSeq names its product SET and MYND domain-containing protein DDB_G0292140-like. Gene Ontology annotation, cellular component: nucleus. NCBI's taxonomy places the organism in Eukaryota, Metazoa, Arthropoda, Arachnida, Mesostigmata, Phytoseiidae. The transcript has 2 exons. Bases 1 to 1227 code for a protein of 408 amino acids. The record is from RefSeq and is a predicted model, not a curated record.
AUGCUAUCCUUCCGGAAAGGAGACGUAGUGCAUUCCGACGAGCCAUACUCAGCAGUGGUCAGCGACAGUCUCCUCGGUUCCGUUUGUAGCUGUUGCUUCUCGGAGUUUCCUCGCAACAGAGCGAACUACAAUCGGUGCUUCGGAUGUGGAACGGUGACCUAUUGCUCGACAGCAUGUCAGCUGGAAGAUGCAGACGACCACGAAAUCGAGUGCAGAAUCAUGAGCACCUCUUCUGAGCAACCAGAUGAGUACACCCGUCUGAUUCUCAGAACCGCAGCUCGAUACUCGAGAGAACGAGAUAUCGGACAACAUACCAUCGGAGAGUACUUCGGUCAUAGGAGAAUUUUCGAUGAUUUGAUGAGCCAUAUCGACGACAUUGGGGAUGACGAUCUCUUAAGACAUUUCGAUUACGCGAAAAUCAUUAGAAAGAUGCUGAGGAGCUCCGAGACUCACAUCAGCGUGGAACUCGUAAUGAUCAUCAUCCUGAAGCUAUGCAUCAAUGCUCAUAGCAUCAUUGACUCGGAUUCGGGAACUGGGAAGUCGCUGGGCGCGGCCGUAUAUCUCGCUGCCUCCAUUAUCGACCACACCUGUGAAUGCAUCGACGACUACAUCCAGUUAUUCGAUGGGAAACGAAUCUACCUCAAAGCGUUGAGAGACUUCAGCGUCGAUGAUCCCCUACAGAUACGCACUCAUUAUAUAGCGCUUGACUAUCCUUACGGGAGGAGGCAGAGAUUGCUGCUCUCAAAGUAUUAUUUCAAGUGCAAAUGCAACCGGUGCCUGAUCGACGCCAAACUCCCAGGAACCCGACUUUUGGAGGACCUUGAAAGCUUCCUGUCUAUGCCUGCCGACGACAGCUGGUGGGAUGCAGCUCGGGAAGUGUUCCCAUAUUUUUCCCAGAUACCGGUCACGAAUUCUUACCACCACAUUCUGUUGAAGAGACUUCGCAAUAUUUCAUCCGGACUCAGCUGUUUCGGAGAAGCGAGUGCUUUCGGUUACAUGGCUCUAAUAGGAGCCGCUUCGGUCCACGAGAAACAACGGAUUCUCUACCAUCUGAGUUACGACAUGGCAAGGAGCGGCAGCAAUCAUCCUCGAAGCGAGAACUACGCCAUUUUCCGCCGCAUACAGAAAAUGACUAUCGAGCUCCUCGAAGACAUCUUCCACAAAAAUCACCCUCUCGUCCUUUCGAUCCGAAAAUUGACUUCACUGAAACGAAUAAAAAGCUCUUGA